Messenger RNA from Thecamonas trahens ATCC 50062, 1301 nucleotides. Its product is annotated as intraflagellar transporter 52. Lineage: Eukaryota; Apusomonadida; Apusomonadidae. Bases 65 to 1285 code for a protein of 406 amino acids. The record is from RefSeq and is a predicted model, not a curated record. Gene Ontology annotation, cellular component: centriole; cilium; intraciliary transport particle B. The transcript is spliced from 2 exons. Gene Ontology annotation, biological process: cilium assembly; intraciliary transport.
AAACGGUGGAAACCAAGUUUGGCCUUUUGACGUUGAUCAGCCAGUAGUCACACGACGGGACACCAUGUCACAGCCACCGACGCUUGUGGUGAACACAACCAAGGACGAAGCAGCGACCGUAACCUCUGCCACACAUACAAAGUUCCUUGCCGCACUCUCUGCACACUACACAGUCAAGGAGAACACGCGUGGACUGAGUGAGGCGCUGCAAGGAUGUGGAGGAGUGCUGCUGGGUGGCCCACGUAAGAGGUUCUCCAAGACUGAGCUCGACGCCCUUCGCGCCGCUGUGGCCCGAGGUGCGACCGUGGUGGUGCUCCUUGGCGAAGGUGGUGAGAAGGCGGCUGGGACCAACAUCAACUACUUGCUGGAGGAGUUUGGCAUGCGAGUUAACCCUGAUGCCGUGGUGGCGACAGCAUAUUCGGGUGAGUGUCGCCAUCCCAAGGAGGUGUAUGUCGCUGACGGCGUGCUCAAUCGUGUUCUUCCGCGUGUGCCGUUUGUCUACCCGCGCGGCGCCUCGAUCAACGUCGAACCGCCGGCUGCUCCGCUCCUCGCCUCGGGCGAGGCUUCGUACCCGCUCAACCAGCCGAUUGCCGCUCGCGUCUCGGUCGGCUCGGCCGGUGGUCAGAUCCUGGCCAUCGCCUCGAUCGAUAUGAUUUCCGACUCGUGGCUUGCCCGCGUCCCAGCCAACGCCGAGGUUCUUGACGGCCUCGUCAAGGUUCUCGCCGGCGAACUUGCCCUCAACAAGGUGGAUGAGGAAAACCCAGACGUGAGUCCGCCGUAUCUGGUGCCCGACACCGAGGCGCUCGCUGUCCGCCUCCGCUCCUGUCUUGAGGACGCAGACCCGCUACCGGCCGCCUUUGAGGAGCUUUUUGAGCUAGAGCCCGUCGGCCUCGACCUCGACCUUCUUCCUGCUGUCUCGGACCUCUUUGUUGAGCUCUCCGUCAAGGACGAGCCGCUUACUCUCAUCCCGCCCGAGCUCGAAGUCCCGCUCCCGCCGCUCCAGCCCGCCCUCUUCCCGCCCGAGCUCCGCGGCGCUAAGCCGCCGGCUCUCGAGCUCUUUGACCUCGACGGUGCCUUUGCCACCGAGCGCGUCCGCCUUGCCCAGCUCACCAACAACUGCACUGCCGGUGACGAAAACGCUGACGAGCUCGAGUACUACGUUCGCGCCUGUGGUGACGUCCUCGGUAUGCCUGUCACUAACAAGGAUACCGGUGCCCCGCGCUCUGGCAAGCAGAUCCUCCAGGAAGUCCUCUUUAAGCUGGUCAAGUUUAAGAACAGGAUCUAAAUCACACCGCCCCCCC